Messenger RNA from Glarea lozoyensis ATCC 20868, 5184 nucleotides. Its product is annotated as DNA/RNA polymerase. Gene Ontology annotation, molecular function: nucleotide binding; DNA binding; DNA-directed DNA polymerase activity. Lineage: Eukaryota; Fungi; Ascomycota; Leotiomycetes; Helotiales; Helotiaceae. Gene Ontology annotation, biological process: double-strand break repair via homologous recombination; error-prone translesion synthesis. Gene Ontology annotation, cellular component: zeta DNA polymerase complex; nucleus. Bases 1 to 5184 code for a protein of 1727 amino acids. The transcript has 2 exons. The record is from RefSeq and is a predicted model, not a curated record.
AUGGACCUUUUCCGGUUACGAUUAAACUGUAUCGACUUUUAUCAAGCAACGCCAUCGAAAUUCGACCCUCUGCUACGUAGCAAUAUCAAGCCGUCGCAAGUACAAAAGGAGCCCAAAAUCCCGGUGAUAAGAGUCUUUGGGGCAACGGAAACUGGUCAGAAAGUAUGCGCUCAUAUUCAUGGUGCAUUCCCAUACCUGUACAUCGAAUAUACGGGUAAUCUGGUUCCAGAUGAUGUUGGAGCUUAUAUUCAUCGUCUUCACCUAUCGAUCGAUUACGCGCUCGCCGUUAGCUACAGACGAAAUGUAUGUGACGGCAAAGCCAAAUAUGUUGCGCGGAUCACUCUGGUUAAAGGGAUCCCUUUCUAUGGCUUUCAUGUCGGAUACAGAUAUUACCUGAAAAUAUACAUGCUGAACCCAAUGCACAUGACGAGGCUCGCAGAUCUUCUACGCCAAGGUGUUGUGAUGAAGAGGAUCUUUCAACCGUACGAGGCCCAUCUUCAGUAUCUCCUCCAAUGGAUGGCCGACUAUAACCUGUAUGGAUGCGGAUAUAUCGAUUGUAGCAAGGUAAAUUUUCGAAGCCCAUUGCCCGACUAUGACGAAUUGACAAACCCGGCCAAUCUUUGGCAUGACCGCUCAGUGCCAACUGACGCCGUGACGCCAGAUUUUGAGCUUCCCAGGGUCAGCCAUUGCUCAAUAGAGGUAGACAUAUGCUGUCAGGAUAUUGUAAAUCGGCACGAUGUUAAACCACGACAUCUUCAUGAAGACUUCAUAGAAAGACUGAACCCACUGGCCCCAGAUGAAAAGCUAGUACACAGCAUGGCCGGGCUUUGGAGAGACGAAACCCGGCGAAGAAAAUCUAAGAUGUCGAAUCCUGCGCCAGGAAGCGGCCCAUUUCCAGCGGACGUCAUGGUCUCAAUGUCUGCCGACCCCCGAUACUCUCAAGCCGGAGGCUGGAUUCAUGAAGAGGAAUAUCGAGAGAUGAUCUCAAAUUUGAUCAAAGACGAGAAAGAUAAGAGCGACGGGUUGAAGAUAUCUUUCAAUACAUUCGUCAAACCUACGCCUUUCAGCUCCUCGGUCAAAACCAGCCUCGAAUCCGUAGAAGACUUGUAUCCAGAGAAUCUACGGCCUGUACUUGGACUUACUCAAAGCGGCGAUACAAUGAAUGUAAAUUAUGAUAUUGACGACAAUGAUGAAAGGGAAGUUGACGAGCGACGAAUUCUUGCUUUCAACGCAAAUGAUGAUGAGGAUUUUCCUUAUGACUCUGAUGAAGACAUAAUGAGGGAGAUUGAAUUAUCCCAAAGAAAGAAGGGUGAUCAGGUGGAGGAAAAGCACCUUGAAUCUGAUGAAAUGCAAAGACCCGAUCAUGAAAUAGACGACGAAUCAAGACCCGGUGGUGAAGAUUUUGCUGAGCAAUUUGUGGAUCACCAAGAUCCCGACAGCUUUGAAGGAGUUGGAGAGUCUGCUGAUGUUGGAGUAUUGGACGAAUUGCAGUCUUCCUCCAACAACACAUCGAACCUCAAAGGCUCAAAAAGGACUUCGCCCCCUUUUCAUGACCAGUCUGCAUCGAAGCGCGUGAAACUAUCGCCACAUAUAUCUGAUGAGCCAUCUCAUGGCAUUCAAGAAAUAGAACGACUUGAUGCCCCAAGCAAUGACGAAGAAGAUGGGGAGGAUAUUUCCGUAUUGCUUCAGAAAUUGAAAGGUGGACGCUCGAAGAACAGAAUUUCGAAACGUCAGCUACCUACUGUCAAUGGUGUGGCUACAAAAGGGGCAUCACUCAGCUUUCGCUUGUCUCAAGAAACGCCAAAAUCGAGCCAGCAGGCUCACGUUUUAGCGCUUACUUAUCCAGUCGUCAAAGCUCCUCACGAUCCAAAUAUGACGCAGAGACUGAGCCAAAAGGGUCUGUCCUCCCCUAGCUUAACUAGAAGACAACAGAAGCACGUAUCUUUUGAUCCUCUACUGUCAUCGCCACAGACUACUGACAGUCAAUCUAAACAGUCGGCAUCGACUCUACCUACAGGUCUCACAGAUGACUCGACGCAGCUUGUAAGUUCGCGUCAGCUUCGUGCUUGCUUUAUGGGAUCUGGGUCUAAGAGAAUUUUCUGUGUCCCUGAACUUCCACCCGCCCGAGAUUUGGUAGUGUCUACCAUGCAUCAUUUUGGUCUACCUUCUAUGAUCUAUCAGGACGCGUAUUACAGCAACGAAGAAGAUGCCCCUGAGCGAACUCGCGAGUGGGCUGGCAGAGAGUUCAAGCUCGAAAGUUUGACGGUCCCGUUCCUUCCUGAUUUUGAUCCAACGGCGUCUUCUGAUGCAACUUUUGGGAUGAAGUCUGGAAUUGUUCCUGACAAAGUCAAGGAGGAGAAAGAAUACCAAUUUCGUCGACGGAAAUGUGGAUUGCGAAGCUGGUCUAUCGCAGAAUCGCCGCCCACAUUUGCAGAAGUCGAGGCGUGGGCAAAGGAACAAAUUGCGAACAAAUUAGGCGACGAGUUAAAAGUAAGGAACUCUUCAAGCGAGUCCUCUAACCUCCGUCAGAAGGGAAAGCUUUCCCAGAUUGAUGGGCCUACUCAAAAGAACAAGCAUGGCUUCAAAUACACGCAGCCCAAAAAGACGGCGAACAUAAUACACGAGGCAAAUUAUAUGAGUACAAUGAGUCUUGAAGUGCAUGUCAACACUAGGGGAAACUUCGUACCAAAUCCGGAAGAAGACGAAGUUCAAUGUGUAUUUUGGUGUUUGCAGGCGGACGACUCGGAGCUUGAGGACAAUUGUGAAACUGCAGGAUCCCAUCUCGGGAUUGUUGUACUUUCCGAGGAUGGGGUGGCUGCGGCACGUAUUGCAAAACAGAGCGGCCUUGAUGUUGUUUCUGAGGACUCUGAGCUGGAUCUAAUGAUCAGGAUGGUCGAGAUUGUGCGAAACUAUGAUCCCGAUAUCUUAACUGGCUACGAGGUCCACGGCGGCUCGUGGGGCUAUUUGAUUGAGAGAGCUCGUCUGAAGUAUGACUACAACCUCUGCGAUGAGUUUUCGCGAAUGAAAUCGCAAUCUCAUGGACGAUUUGGCAAGGACAAUGAUAAAUGGGGAUUCAACAAUACUUCCACGAUUCGAGUCACAGGCAGGCAUAUGAUUAACAUUUGGCGAGCGAUGCGAGCGGAACUUAAUUUGCUCCAAUAUACGAUGGAAAACGUCGCUUUUCAUCUGCUACACCGGCGAAUACCUCAUUUCACUUGGGCUGAUCUCACAAACUGGUAUACCAACGACAAGCCCCGAGAUUUUGCAAAGCUCAUCAGUCAUUACACUUCUCGAGUUCAACUUGAUUUAGGUCUCUUAGAGCAGAAUGAAUUGAUAGCCAGAACUAGCGAGCAAGCGCGCUUGCUCGGAGUGGACUUCUUCUCCGUCUUUUCUCGUGGAUCUCAAUACAAAGUAGAGUCGCUGAUGUUUCGAAUCGCGAAACCCGAGAAUUUCAUGUUAGUAUCGCCUAGUCGGAAGCAAGUAGGAGGUCAGAAUGCUCUUGAGUGCUUGCCUCUUGUGAUGGAACCACAAAGUGCUUUUUACAACAGCCCUUUACUGGUACUCGAUUUUCAGAGUCUGUACCCUAGUGUUAUGAUUGCAUAUAACUACUGCUACUCUACCUUUUUGGGUCGAGUGAUCAACUGGCGAGGAACAAACAAGAUGGGUUUUACGGAAUACAAGAGACAGCAGAGGCUACUUGAGCUACUCAAAGAUCAUGUGAACAUUUCACCCAACGGAAUGAUGUAUGUCAAGCCUGAGAUCCGCAAGUCUCUACUGGCUAAAAUGCUGGGCGAGAUUCUUGAGACUCGAGUCAUGGUUAAGAGUGGUAUGAAAAUUGAUAAGGACGACAAGGCACUUCAAAGGCUUCUAAACAACAGGCAACUUGCGCUCAAACUCAUCGCUAAUGUUACCUAUGGUUACACAUCAGCGUCUUUCUCUGGCCGAAUGCCAUGCUCUGAGAUUGCCGAUAGCAUUGUGCAGACUGGCCGCGAGACACUAGAGAGGGCAAUCGCAUUGAUCCACUCCGUCAAGCGCUGGGGAGCUGAAGUUGUGUAUGGCGAUACGGACAGCUUGUUUGUCUACCUUAAAGGACGUACCAAAGAUCAAGCAUUCGAUAUUGGCGAGGAAAUUGCCAAGACGAUUACGAAAAUGAAUCCUCGACCGGUCAAGCUUAAGUUCGAAAAGGUCUACUUGCCUUGCGUGCUUCUAGCAAAGAAGCGCUAUGUCGGCUUCAAGUACGAGUAUCGAGACCAGAAGGAGCCAGAUUUCGAUGCCAAAGGGAUCGAGACUGUCCGCAGAGACGGGACACCAGCGGAACAAAAGAUAGAAGAAAAGGCUCUGAAGAUUUUGUUUCGAACAGCUGAUCUCAGUGAAGUAAAAAACUACUUCCAAAAACAGUGCGAAAAAAUCAUGAAAGGUUCAGUAUCAAUUCAAGACUUUUGCUUUGCUAGAGAGGUCAAGUUGGGAACCUACAGCGAUAAAGGACCGCCACCACCUGGCGCCCUUAUCAGCACCAAACGAAUGCUAGAAGACGCUCGAGCUGAACCUCAAUAUGGCGAACGAGUCCCUUACGUCGUGAUCACUGGCGCUCCCGGUGCUCGGCUUAUCGAUCGUUGUGUAGCGCCUGAGGAGCUUUUAGAGAAUGAUCACAGCGAGCUUGAUUCAGAAUAUUACAUCUCGAAGAAUCUCAUCCCUCCUCUGGAACGUAUUUUCAAUGUCGUUGGUGCGAAUGUUAGGAAUUGGUAUGAUGAAAUGCCCAAGUAUCAGCGGGUUCGUCGCGUGGACGUCAAUCUUCAAAUGCAGGGCCAGUCGAAAGAGCUAGCAAUGAGCAAAAAGACUUUGGAGUCUUAUAUGAAAUCGUCAGCCUGUCUUGUUUGCAAGGAGAAACUCGAGUUCGAAGGCCCCAUCUGCCUGAAAUGUUUGGCUGACAAGCCAAGGUCCGUCCUGUCUUUGAGGACAAAACUUAGUAGCGAAGAAAAGAAGUACAUGGAUAUGAUCAGAAUAUGCCAGAGUUGUUCCGGAAUUUCGCCGUUGGAUGAAGUCAGAUGUGACAGUAAGGAUUGCCCUGUGUUCUAUUCGAGGACGAGACAGAAGGCAAGAUUGAAGACAGAGAAGAUGACUAUCGAGCCUGUUAUAAAAGAGCUGGAAGAUAGGAUAGUCGACAUGGGGGAUUUGGAAUGGUAG